UCCUGAUUGGUGAGGGGCCCCUGCUGGAGCUCAGCACCGCCUAGAGGAGCGACCCACCGCCUGAAUCUCCGCCGCUUAUUGGCGGAAAAUCCCUUCAAACUUUCCGCCUAAACGCAGAGCGGGCCGCCCUCUGCUGCUCUGCAGGAAGCCUCUUUCCUGGUUGGUCUGGAAGAAACCGUCCCGCGCGCUGCGCGGACAUAUAAAGGAGGGUUUUGGCUGCCGGGGCCACAUUUUCUUUGAGUCUCUACUCUAGAAAGAUCACACGAUGUCUGGAAGAGGUAAAACCGGAGGCAAAGCCAGAGCAAAGGCAAAGACCCGCUCCUCCCGCGCCGGGCUGCAGUUUCCCGUCGGCCGUGUCCACAGACUGCUGCGUAAAGGAAACUACGCGGAGCGCGUCGGUGCCGGAGCCCCCGUGUACCUGGCGGCGGUGCUGGAGUACCUGACCGCUGAGAUCCUGGAGCUGGCCGGAAACGCCGCCCGCGACAACAAGAAGACCAGGAUCAUCCCCCGUCACCUGCAGCUGGCCGUCCGCAACGACGAGGAGCUCAACAAGCUGCUGGGCGGAGUCACCAUCGCUCAGGGCGGCGUGCUGCCCAACAUCCAGGCGGUCCUGCUGCCCAAGAAGACCGAGAAGCCCGCCAAGAAGUAAACAACAACAACAACAAACAACACAACGGCUCUUUUAAGAGCCACACAUCUCAAACUAAAGACACACUUCCUGCUCUGACUUAUAAUUCAUGAUUAGAGUUUCUGUAGCUCCAAAGAUUCUCUUAAUCUCAUUCCUGACCUUUAAAAAUGCAUAAAUGUGAAUUGGGCUAAAUAACACUACCCCAAUAACUAAACAAACUAAAUACUGUUUCCACCAGUUAACAUUAGGUGAUGAUGGUACUGGGAGACCCCAGUGUGUCCCUGAGCAACACACUUAACCCUUAGUU
Messenger RNA from Micropterus salmoides (largemouth bass), 935 nucleotides. Its product is annotated as histone H2A-like. The coding region runs from base 266 to 649 and encodes 127 amino acids. Lineage: Eukaryota; Metazoa; Chordata; Actinopteri; Centrarchiformes; Centrarchidae. Gene Ontology annotation, cellular component: nucleosome. Gene Ontology annotation, molecular function: protein heterodimerization activity; DNA binding; structural constituent of chromatin. The record is from RefSeq and is a predicted model, not a curated record. The transcript has a single exon.